This is a messenger RNA of Postia placenta MAD-698-R-SB12, 1146 nucleotides long. RefSeq lists its product as hypothetical. Gene Ontology annotation, molecular function: Atg8-family ligase activity. Gene Ontology annotation, cellular component: cytoplasmic ubiquitin ligase complex; cytosol. The transcript is spliced from 7 exons. Bases 1 to 1146 code for a protein of 381 amino acids. The record is from RefSeq and is a predicted model, not a curated record. Gene Ontology annotation, biological process: nucleophagy; autophagosome assembly; autophagy of mitochondrion. Lineage: Eukaryota; Fungi; Basidiomycota; Agaricomycetes; Polyporales; Adustoporiaceae.
AUGCACGCGAUCCAGCAACAAUACUGGGCAGUACGAGACUAUCUCAGCCCGGUCCUGAAAGAGAGCAAGUUUAAGGAGCAUGGGCGGAUUACCCCAGAGGAGUUCGUGGCUGCCGGCGACUUCCUGGCAUACAAGUUCGGAGUCUGGACAUGGGAGAAGGGCGACGCGUCGAAAGCAAGGGACUACCUCCCGGCCGAUAAGCAGUACUUGCUCACCCGUGGCGUAGCGUGCCUCCGACGCGCCACAUCUCUUGCCUACACCGACGCAGAUGAAGAUGCAGAACGACUACUCUCCUUCGGAGACUUGUCAUCCACUGGCAACGAAGCAGACGAGUGGGUCGAGACGCACGCAGGGCGCGUUGCGAACCACGAUUCAGCUGCGAAUCCGGGAGAGAUCGACGAGAUUCCAGAUGUGGACGACCCAGCUGGCACCGUGUCAGGCGCGAUGGGGAAUCUUUCGCUCUCUGGCGCGAAUGGCGGCAUUGGCGAAAUCCCAGACAUGGACGACAUCCCUGAUAUGGAGGAGGAGGGCCUAGAAGCUGGUGACGACGAGGCGACGGCCACUGCACCGAAGACCACAGCGUCUUCGUCCAAUGUAAUUGACGGAAGUAAAGUUGAGGUAGCCAAGGGCAACCUGCUGCAGGUCCGAACUUACGACGUCAUGAUCACAUAUGACAAGUACUACCAGACACCGCGAAUCUGGCUCAUUGGCUAUGACGAGAACCGGACACCCUUGACGCCGUCGCAGAUCUUUCAGGAUAUCUCUGCUGAUCAUGCGUUCAAGACUGUCACGAUCGAGGCGUUCCCGCACUCUGCCAGCCUGCAAGCAGCCUCCGUGCAUCCGUGCAAGCACGCGAGCGUCAUGAAGAAGGUCAUAGAGCGCAUGAACGCGACCGUAAUCGAGGAACAGCAGGCGCAGCGCAAGGCGUCCGCGUCCGGCGUCGCGUCCCCGAAGGAAAAGCAGAAGAAGUGGCUCUUUCGGCGCACGAGCGGGAAUGGCAAGGAGGACAAGACGCAAGCACCGACUUCGCCAGGGGCAGAGGACGACAUCGAGGGCAUGCGCGUCGACUUCUACCUCGUCGUGUUCCUGAAGUUCAUCGCGUCGAUCGUCCCCACGAUCGAGGUCGAUUCUACUACAGCUUUCUAA